Molecule: messenger RNA, 4110 nt
Organism: Drosophila obscura
Lineage: Eukaryota; Metazoa; Arthropoda; Insecta; Diptera; Drosophilidae
Gene: Mgat4a
Product: alpha-1,3-mannosyl-glycoprotein 4-beta-N-acetylglucosaminyltransferase B
Exons: 3
Coding region: 786-2540 (584 amino acids)
Biological process (GO): protein N-linked glycosylation
Cellular component (GO): Golgi stack; endoplasmic reticulum; endoplasmic reticulum-Golgi intermediate compartment
Molecular function (GO): acetylglucosaminyltransferase activity
Source: RefSeq, a predicted model, not a curated record
GGCAUCUUUCGAGCAGCUGCUCGCCUGUUGUUUUUUUGUGCUCUGCUCUUAACUUUUUGUGCGUUAUUAACAAAUUUCCCCGCCUCGCCGUGUUAAUAACGAUUAAACAAUCCUGCGUGUGGCAACAAUUGUAGCAUUUACAUAAUACAUAAAUACAUUACAUUUACAUAAAAGCGAUGCAAAGCCAAACCUGAGCGAAAACGUAUGGCGAAAAAAUAUGUAAAGGGGAAGGGUCAGAGAGGCCAAAGAGGAGAGGCAACUACACCCAUCGCACAAAAAAAGCAAAACUACGUUCAAUCUGUUCCUAUUUAAUGUUUACUAGUUUGCCUGUUUGUUCACCAAUUAAAUCAUUCCCACCGAUCGAAUUCCUGCAACAAGGACAACGCCUUUGCACUCAGGGCUUUUGCUCAUGCCAUGUGGCGAGAAUUGCGACAGCUGCCGCCACCGCCAUCGUUAAUCCAGCGGCUGGGGUAAGGCAGAAGCAGGGAAACAGAAACGGCAACAGAAACAGCAACAGAAGGCUGUUAAACGUGGCGACCUUCGUACACAACCCACAACCCAGACUCUUUCCUCAACCAAAAAGCCCUACCCAUCUAAAGCUGUUUUUGUUGCAGUGCCUGCAUUAGUCAUCGGAGGAACGAGGAGAAUGACAGCCGACCCAAGGGAACAGCGACACAACGAGCCCCAAGCGGAAGCAAAGCAGCCAUCAAACAAACAGUUGGCUAAUUAAUAUAAUAGCCAGAGGCAAAGGCAACGGCAAAGAAAGAACGUAUCCACUGGACGAAAUGUUCAAGAUUAGGCAGAGGAAUUGUAUGCUGAUUGUGACGGCCCUCGUGCUGGCGCCCUGCAUUGUGAUAUUGAUGGUGAUGGCACCAGAACUAUCCACCGAACAGUCGCUAACACAGCGGGUGGCCGAGUGCCAUAUGCGGCUGCAGUACCUGGAGUCCAUGUACAGAGCCAGACAGGAGGACGUUGCCCUGCUCUCCCAGUACUUGGGCCAGCUGCAGUCGGGAAACGGGAGCGCGGCGAGUUCCCCGCCGCCACUGCCAGUGGCCAAUCUGCUUGAAGGCCUCAGUCCCGAGGCAAGACAGCUGUUGAGGAAUGCCUCACACGUAGCGAAAGGUGGGGGAUGGAAUGGUACGAUGACCAGGGCCCAGAAUAUACGGCUGCCCAACGCCUACCACUUUCUGCCUCAUCUCCUGGAUGAUGCGGGCUCCCUACGUCCAGCCUACCUGCAGAGCAAAGGCCGCACCGAUGUCAGCAUCGUUCUGGGGGUCCCCACAGUGCACCGGGAGAAGCAGUCCUAUCUUCUGGGCACCCUGCACAACCUGAUAGAGAACAUGAACGAGGAGGAACAGAACGAGACGCUCAUCAUUGUGUACAUCGGCGAGACGGACCUCGAGGCAGUGCAGCUCAUAGCCCGGCAGAUCGAGACCAGGUUCGAGCAGCAAGUGGAAAGCGGACUGAUCGAUAUCAUUGCGCCGGCGCCCAGCUAUUAUCCAAACUUUGAGCGGCUGCGCAUCACGCUGAACGAUCCGCUGGAGCGGGUGAAGUGGCGCAGCAAACAGAACCUAGACUUUGCCUACCUGAUGGCAUAUGCCCACUCGAAGGGCACCUUCUAUGUGCAACUGGAAGAUGACAUCCUGACCAAGCGCCAGUUCAUAACGACCAUGAAAAAGUUCGCAUUAAUCAAGAGCGCGCUGACCAAGCCGGAUCAGCCGGCCUGGUUUGUCCUGGACUUUUGCCAACUCGGUUUUAUUGGCAAAAUGUUCAAGAGCGCCGAGCUGCCCUACCUGAUUACCUACUUCCAGAUGUUCUACAACGACAAGCCCGUCGACUGGCUGCUCACAUACUUUAUUGAGUCGAAGGUCUGCCGCACGGACAAGGACCAGAAGCACUGCAACCAGGAGAAGGCCAAGUACUGGCAGCACUUCCGUAAGUCGUUGUUCCAGCACAUUGGCACCAGCUCCUCGUUGAAAGGAAAGGUCCAGAAGCUGAAGGACAAGCAGUUUGGCAGCAAGGUGCCCCAAUACUAUGCCCACACCCACAACCCUCCAGCGCUGGUCAAGUCCAACAUUGCUCCGUACAAGAACUAUCUGCUGAAGCGUGCCUAUCGCGGGGAGUCCUACUUCUGGGGACUGCUGCCCCAGCCUGGCGACCUAGUGCAGUUUGUCUUUGAGCAGCCCACGCUCCUGCGAAGAUACCUCUUCCGCAGCGGCAACUCCGAGCACCCCUCGGACCGGUUCUACAACACCACCGUGGAGCUGCUGCCGGCGGACACCCUAAGCGAGAACUCGUCCGUGUGGAGCAACUACAACACCACCACCGAUGGUUACUUGGUAGUGGGCUCCUUUGAUCACUUGGGCGUUGCCGAGGGCCUGCUGGACCCCAAGAUCGGGGCCAUCAAAGAGCUGCGUCUGCAUGUCCACUCCGACAGUGAGAACUGGGCCCUGCUCAGCGAAAUUGAGCUUCAGGAACUGAACAGUGAUGGCCGGUCGGAGGCGAAUCUGGCCAAGCCGCGAUUCGUGACGGGCAGCUGAUUGCUGCAUCGCCACAGGCAGCGACAGGACGUAGAGGAUUAGCCGCUUCUGCUCCUGCUCUUGCUCCUGCUUAUACCCCUAGUCCUCCUCCAUAAUUGUCUAUAUCUGUAUAUCUGUGUGUAUAUUUUUCGAAUGAUACUUUUACCCUCGAUUAUCUAAAUGUGUAAAUAAUCUCCAAGCAUGUAACGCUCUCUCACUCUCUCUCUAAACUGUAAGCAGUCAACGGAGUAGCAGGACUUGUGUCGGCCUGCAGGCUCUCUCCAGCAUCCCCAGAACCAAUUUGUGAGUGUGGCACGAAUGUCCCGAGCUUGCAGUCCUGCAAUGGGUCCCCAUCCCCUCUCUCAUUGUAUUCCUACAUUGUAUUGUACAUCCAAAUGGAUUCUAUAUGCUUCAAGUGCCCCUUACAAUUGUUCAUGCGUUCAUACUCAUAGCUGAAGCGGUUCCCUUCAAUUCCUAUGUUACUCGAAUAUUAACUUAUGGUUUAUUCUGUUUUAGUUGUAAGUGUUAACUUGAUUUUACAUACAUAUUGGCAGAUGCAAAAGAGACCAUUCCAUUUUGCUUUUUUCCCCAUUUGCCGAAUCUUAUAAGUGAUUUUAUUGCUGGCAUCGAUCAAAUUGAGUAUUUAUUGUUAUAUACAUAGUUUCUGGCUUUCAAGAACUUCAUUGGGCAAGUAGACUCACUCAGCUGUAGACCGCCAUAACCGACAUACCCACAUAAAUAUCCAUAUGUAUGUAUGCAUAGACCUAAUUAAUAACACAAUGAAACGUUUUUCUAGCAUUGUUGCUUUUUUACUGUGAUUUGUUAAUAAUUUUUGCAUACAAAUGAACAAAACUUAACAACUAAAUUAUACAUACUUACAUACAUAAAUAUAUACACACAUUAAUAUUUAACGAACGCUGAUUAGAAAUUGUAAAAGCGAAAAUUCCAAAAAUAUUUAAGAAACGAAAACUUAUACAAACGAAAUUGGUUUAAUCGAAUUGGAAAUGCCAAAUUUUUUGAUAGAAUAUAAAAAUGGAAAGAAAUAACAAGAAUGAUAAAUAUUUCAACUUAGUUCCUGUUGAGUAACGAGAAUUGUUAUAUAUAGCAGCAAAUAAAAAACUAUGUUAAACACUUUGUUCGGGUGCCUCAGGCCCUGGAAUUGUCUAUUUUCGAAAUAUAUGUAUGUAUGUGUAACUUUCCCCAAAACUAAUUUCGAACGCUGCUAUAUAUGAUAUAACAAAUAAUUUAGACUGCUUUCGAUAAUAAUUUACAGCACUUGCGCUCCUCAUAUUCUCGAACAAUUCAUUUUGCCAAAUCCCAAUUAGCAAGCUACAAUAAUAGUUGAUAGUGGAAUUCAAGUGGAUGUUGAUCGAUUUGAAUAUGAAUUUUACAUUAGCUGGCAUUAUACGAAUAGUACGCCCCCGCCCUCCAACACACACACACACACACAACAUCGAGAAACCCAAGCCGUUGAAAACAACUCAAAACCUAAUUGAAACAGUCUGUUUGUUUGUUUCAACAAAUGAACAACAAAAUAUGCGUGUAAUUGUGUAUAAGCUUAAUAAAUAAUUCAAGUAUUUCAGAAAAGGAA